AUUUGUUCGGGGCGAGGGAGAGCAUUGCCCGAGUAGGAAGGAUGUGCCAGGAAUUUCCCUGGGAUUGACAGGCGCGAGAGGAUCGACUGAGAGGGAAAUCAGGGCGAUCGGUGGCGAGGUGUCAGGUUGCGGCGAUGCGGUCGUAGUGGUACGGAAUAGCAAAAGGAUCGUGGAGGAUAUAGGAAUGUGAUUAUGGAGGAAAGAGCAGAGCUGUGCAAUGUGCAUGGGUCGCAGGGGAACAGGUAGGAUCUGGUGAGAGAAAGCGGUGCGUUGCGAGGGAGACGCGGGUUGUCCGUGAAUGGAUUCGCGUCCCAUGCGAUGCGAUCGUCUAUGUGCCUGUCUUGAUGUGCUGCGGUCUUUUUUUCGAGAGUUUAGAACCUGCUGAACGUCCGGAUUCUGGUUGAAGCUCGUAUGCUUCGUUGGUUCUUUCUCUCGGGUUUCUGGAAUAGGAGAAGAUGGGAUUGCCGCACAUGAGGAAUGCCGAACAUGUUUCGUCAGGUCAUGAACAAUACAGGAGCUGAUGACUGAGGUGAGAACUGAAGUUUCUCUCCUCAGGAAGAAUGUCUUGGUAUCCGGAUAUCGCCAACACUGGAUUCUGUGAGACUUUGAGACUGCGGAAAAUAAUUCUUGAAAGGCAGCGUUUGCCAAGAAGUACACGUCCUCCUGUUUUGGAACCUGCCAGUGCAGAAUUUUUGUCUGCACUGGCUGCAGGGAGCAAUUCUCGGCAUAUAUUGCAAAUUGGUUGUGGACUGUCAACGAUAGCUCUGGCGGCAGCUGCUAAGGCCACAGGCACUUGUCUUAUUUCUGUCAACAGUGACCAGUCACAACAAGAUAUUGUACAGCGCCACAUAAAGGAAUUGGGUCUGGAUGAUUAUGUCGAGUUUUUCUGUGAAGAGCCUCUCGACUUUGUACCUUCUAGGGAAAAUGUGGAUUUUGUUUUUAUAACAGGUGAUGCCACUGUCUACAUUCAGAUUUUCGACCUUUUGCACCUCAAAUCAGGAGCUAUUGUCGUUGCUGAUUUCGCGUUGUCUGACUCUACCAAUGAGUAUAUAAAACAUGUACGGAAGCAACCUGGUGUGGAUUCUUCCACGCUCUUCGUUGGUCGAGGGAUAGAAAUCACAAAAAUAACUUCUUGGGAGCAGUUCAAAGCCGGGAGGAAGCGAUAUACUGGCCCAAGUGACGACAGCGACGGACUUGAUUCGUUCACGAAAGCUCGAAAAUCGGUUCAGACAACCAUAUCCAAUGCAUCAUCUUCCACUGCCCUUUAUUCUAGUAAGGGAUCCAGCAGCAUCGGUUUGUCACGUACAAGUUCUGAGGCUGUACUGCCAACGAAGGCCAAAAAUACGAAAGAAGUUGAGAAAACCAGUUCUAUUGCCACUCAGACUAUGUUAUCUUCUCUUGCUGAUCUACAAGGAUCGAAUCUCGCUGAUCUAGUAAUACAAGCUACGUCUAAUAUAAGUCCUGAGGCAAUUGCUGGACUUGAGUUGAAUGAAACACCAGACACGACUGCGGCUCCUACAACCAGUAUGGAAACCUCCACUGCCCACGUAAUUACAGUCCUGACUACUAGUAACCUGCUAUCUCUAAAGUCGUUAAGCGCAGUGGAGUCAAAGCCAUCUGUCCGGGUGCAUUUUAAGAACGAUAAUUUUCAAACAGAGAUCACAAUUGAAGGAGAAGACCAGGACAUGCUUCUCACUGACAUCACUUUGGCUUUCAGUGAAGCUGCCGUUAGUGUGCGGAGAGCCAAGAUUGCGACUCAAGAUAAGUACAUAGAAGACGUAUUUUAUGUCGUUGAUACGGAAAGUCAGAAGCCACUACAAGCUUCACAGUUCGACACUUUUAAGGAAAAGCUAUUCAAGAGAAUCGCCGAUCGAAAGCAGACCAGACGACGAGAAGGAGGUGACUUGUGGUUGAAGCUACCCGAGGUGUACUAGAGCUGAGUUGAGCUUGAGUAGGAAUUGCAGUGCAAUGGGUUCGUCCUCUGGUUAUCACCUGCACUGCACUACUCCGGAGUGCACUGUACUGGACCUGAUCGGUGUGCCACAGAAGACUCCGUGGGCAUUCUGGAGUCCUGGAAUCCUCGAACUCGUGAAACUGUGCUUCGUAAGCACAAUAUCACGUGGUGUCACAUGUGCUUACGAAGCACAUGUGACAUGACACCAAGAAGUUCGCCGAGGGUAGCUGAAGCGUAGUACAGCGCAGCUGUACGAGUUUAUCUUAUGUGGUGUCAGAUCACUAAUGUAAGAAUGGUACGAAAUCUUAGAGGGCGACAGCAGUAAAGUACACACAGUAGUUGACAUUCUGUAGUACGUGUCACCUCACUACUGUCAUGUAGCGUUCAUCGGCAAACCUGACCGUGGGAGCCUGGGGUGAAAGCAAGUAGCCUGGCUUGUGGAUUCGAGUACUGGAGUCAGUAAAAUGUUUUGUAGUCAUUGGAAGAUGACAGAAAUGUUUUUAGCGGAUGGUGGACGCAGGAUCAGAACCACGUCUAGGGUUGAUGUUCGAACUGACCAACUAUUUCAAGUUGAUGCGGAUGGGCUGCGUUGUUUUGGGCGUGCGUAUUUGCAAUGGCAUUCUAAUUCCAUACUUCUCAAGAUGGAUGGAACUUAGUUAUAGGCAAAAGAUUAGCUUCAUGUGAAGUCAUGUUAAACAUUAAACUUGAUUUCACCUUUGAUUUAGCUAAAUAUUUCGUUCAAUGUGAAC
This is a messenger RNA of Marchantia polymorpha subsp. ruderalis, 2703 nucleotides long. The record is from the annotation of a GenBank genome assembly. NCBI's taxonomy places the organism in Eukaryota, Viridiplantae, Streptophyta, Marchantiopsida, Marchantiales, Marchantiaceae.